Messenger RNA from Myxocyprinus asiaticus (Chinese sucker), 6529 nucleotides. Its product is annotated as protein jagged-1a. Gene Ontology annotation, molecular function: calcium ion binding; Notch binding. The record is from RefSeq and is a predicted model, not a curated record. Gene Ontology annotation, biological process: heterophilic cell-cell adhesion; multicellular organism development; Notch signaling pathway. Lineage: Eukaryota; Metazoa; Chordata; Actinopteri; Cypriniformes; Catostomidae. The transcript is spliced from 26 exons. The coding region runs from base 193 to 3948 and encodes 1251 amino acids. Gene Ontology annotation, cellular component: protein-containing complex; plasma membrane.
GUGGGCAUUGUUGUAAAACAGAAGGACAAUAAAAGAAUAGACUGGCGGAUAAUAGAGCAUCAGAAGGGGCAUCAGGGAAUCUCUUUAUUGGAUCUGAGCGGCUCUGUCCUUGUGCAUGUGGCACUAUAUGAGAGCCGUGUGUCGGCUGAACUACUAAUUUCGCAGCGAACGGUCCAAGCAGACAGAGGAGACAUGAUUCGGAGACGGAGUCCAAGUUUUGCGCUGCUGUCCGUUCAUGUGCUUUUGCUGUGCCUGUGGAUGAGGGUAUGUGAGGCAUCGGGACAUUUCGAGUUGCAGGUCUUGUCAAUGCAGAAUGUGAACGGAGAGCUGCAGAACGGCGCGUGCUGUGACGGCGCGAGGAACGCGGCGGACCGCAGAUGCAUCGCGGAUGAGUGCGAUACGUUUUUCCGAGUGUGUUUGAAGGAGUAUCAGUCACGGGUGUUCUCGGGAGGCCCGUGUAGCUACGGAAGCGGAUCUACUCCCGUUAUCGGUGGGAAUAAUUUUUCUGUCAAACCGCUGGGCGACACGAACGAUAAAUCGAGGAUUGUGCUGCCCUUCAGCUUCGCGUGGCCGAGGUCCUAUACAUUGAUUGUGGAGGCCUUGGACUUCAAUAAUGACUCAAGCACUGGCAGUGUUAAUGGACAAGUAAUAGAGAAAGCAGUUCAGUCCGGCAUGAUCAACCCAAACCGUCAAUGGCAGGCUUUGAAACACAACGGCCCCGUGGCUCAGUUCCAGUACCAGAUUCGGGUCACCUGCGAUGAACACUACUUUGGCUUCGGCUGUAAUAAGUUCUGUCGGCCCAGAGAUGACUUCUUCGGACACUAUACCUGUGAUCACAACGGCAACAAGACCUGUCUGGAGGGCUGGGCUGGACCAGAAUGCAACACAGCAAUCUGUAAGCAAGGCUGCAGCACUGAACACGGCUCCUGUAAAGUGCCUGGAGACUGCAGGUGUUUGUAUGGGUGGCAGGGAGAGUACUGUGAUCAGUGUAUUCCUCACCCUGGCUGUGUUCACGGCACCUGUGUUGAACCCUGGCAAUGCCUGUGUGACACCAACUGGGGAGGACAGCUCUGUGACAAAGACUUAAACACCUGUCGCACACGACAGCCCUGUCUUAAUGGAGGCACAUGUAGUAACACUGGACCGGACAAAUACCACUGCGCUUGUCCUGAUGGCUACUCUGGACAGAACUGUGAGAGAGCGGAUAACGCCUGUCUGUCUGAGCCGUGUUUGAACGGAGGCAGUUGUACAGAGUCCAGUCAGGGAUUUGAGUGUCAGUGUGCGCCUGGCUGGACCGGACCAUCCUGCAGUAUCAAUGAAGAUGACUGCAGUCCAAACCCAUGUAAUCACAGCGGUCUGUGUGUGGACCUGGUGGAUGGAUUUAAAUGCAUCUGCCCGGCUCAAUGGACUGGAAAGACCUGUCUCAUUGAUGCUAACGAAUGUGAGGAAAGCCCCUGCAUCAAUGCCCACUCCUGCCGAAAUCUGAUUGGUGGGUACUUCUGCGAGUGCCUCCCUGGUUGGACGGGACAGAAUUGUGACAUCAAUCUCAACGACUGCCAUGGCCAGUGUCUUAACGGAGCACUGUGUAAGGAUCUGGUAAAUGGAUACAGGUGUCUAUGUGCGCCAGGCUUUGCAGGUGAACACUGCGAGAGAGAUGUGGACGAGUGCGCAAGUCGACCCUGCCUAAAUGGCGGACGCUGCCAAGACAGUGUCAACGGAUUCCAGUGUCUCUGUCCACCUGGAUUCUCAGGUGUUCUGUGUCAGCUGGACAUAGACUACUGUGAGAGUGGCCCAUGUCAGAAUGGAGCACAGUGUUUUAGUUUGGCCUCAGAUUACUACUGUAAAUGUCCCGAAGAUUACGAGGGCAAAAACUGUUCCCAACUCAAAGACCACUGCCUCACCACACCCUGCCAAGUGAUUGACAGCUGCACGGUUGCCGUGGCAUCUAACACUACUCCAGGCGGCAUGCGACUCAUCUCCUCUAAUGUGUGCGGUCCUCACGGACGUUGCCGAAGUCAUGCCGGAGGACAUUUUAGCUGCGAAUGUCAGGAGGGAUUUACUGGAACGUACUGCCAUGAGAACAUCAAUGAUUGUGAAAGCAGUCCUUGUCGUAAUGGCGGUACUUGUAUUGAUAAAAUCAGUGUGUAUCAGUGUAUCUGUGCUCAUGGAUGGGAGGGACCCAACUGUGAGACCAACAUUGACGACUGCAGCAUGAACCCGUGUCUUGAUCGAGGCGUGUGUCGUGAUCUGGUGAACGACUUUUACUGCGAGUGCAAAAACGGCUGGAAGGGAAAGACAUGUCACUCACGCGAGAGCCAAUGUGAUGAGGCGACUUGUAACAACGGGGGCACAUGUUCUGACGAAGGCGAUUCGUUUAAAUGCAUGUGUGCCCCGGGAUGGGAAGGGACUACCUGUAAUAUAGCUAAGAACAGCACCUGCCUGCCGAACCCUUGUGAAAACGGAGCCACGUGUGUCGUACGAGAUGACAGCUUCACCUGUGUCUGCAAAGAAGGCUGGGAGGGGCUCACCUGCAGCCAGAAUUCCAAUGAUUGCAACCCACAGCCAUGCUAUAACAGUGGUACGUGUGUUGACGGUGAUAACUGGUACCGAUGUGAGUGUGCCAGUGGAUUCGCAGGGCCGGACUGUCGCAUCAACAUUAAUGAGUGCCAGUCGUCGCCCUGUGCAUUCGGAUCCACAUGUGUCGAUGAAAUUAAUGGCUACCGCUGCCUGUGUCCACCUGGCAGAACUGGGCCCAGAUGCCAGGAAGUUACAGGACGUCCUUGUGUGGUCGGAGGUCAGAUUGCUGGAGAUGGAGCAAAGUGGACUGACGACUGCAACACCUGUUACUGUCACAAAGGGAUUGUCACCUGUACUAAGCUGUGGUGUGGCCCUAAACCUUGCCGUAUUCUUGGCUCCGGGCGAGGUGACUGCCCACUGGGUCAGUUGUGUGUACCAGUACGUGACGAGCAGUGUUUCGUGAAGCCCUGUUCAUCACUGGGUGAGUGCUGGUCUGCUCACCUCCCAGCCAUACGGGCACGGUGCCACCCAGAUAGCGAUUGUGCCAACGUCACCUUCACAUUCAAUAAGGACACUAUGCCACAAGGAGUAACAGUUGAGCAGGUGUGUCGUGAGUUGAGGCAUCUGUAUGUGGCUAAGAACGUUUCGGCUGAGGUUUCCAUCUCUGUGAGCUGUCAGCUCUCUUCUGCCGCCAGUAACGAGAUCCAUGUGGCUGUCCAUGUAACAGAGGAUGGCGUGCAUGGCCGUGUGCCUGUUAAAGAGAUCACUGAGAGAAUCAUCGAUCUGGUGAGCAAACACAGCGCUAACAGCAGUAUCAUCGGCUCCAUUGCUGAGGUCCGUGUGCAACGCAGACAACCACAGAACCCCAGCGUAGACUACUUGGUGCCACUGCUGGUUUCCAUAGUGACCGCGAUCUGGGUUUUGGCCCUGGCAUCGGUGUUCCUGUGGUGCAUUCGCCAUCGACGCAAGCAAAGCUCCAGCCCCACGCCGAUAAACCCUGCCACGCCGUUUUCCAUGGGAACCACAGAGGAGAACACAGUAAACAACGCUCGCGAGCAACUCAAUCAGAUAAAGAACCACAUCGAGAAGAACGCAUCUAAUGGCAGCCUGCCUGGGAAAGAGCACCACUGCGAAGACAAGAACACAGUAAAUGCCAAAAUCAGGACGCAUUUCUCGGAAUCCGCCAGACUAGGGGACGAGGACUCUAACUCCAACAAGCGGCUUCAAAAGGCACGAUUUCCGCAUCAGCCCGCCUACAUGCUGGUAGACCGAGACGACAGGCUAAGCUCCAACGGCACGGACGUAAAAAACCCGCACUGGGCGAACAAACGAGACAACAGAGACCUGGAGUCACAGCACAGGGUCCCGGAUUCACAGCACAGAGACCUGGAGACACAACACAGCUUGCACAAAAUGGACUAUAUCGUAUAGCGAUCGCGAGGAGCAGUUGAUAACAAUCGCGACUGACGUAACUGCCGCAGAACGUCAUGAAAGGUCAAAGGAUAGCGAAGGUGGACCGUAUUUGCUUUGAUGUCGGUCCUACGUGUUUUGCGGGCGGGUGAUUCUCACGGUGCAGUGCGCCACAGACUGGUCAUUGCGAAUUUUUGUGCAUCAGUGUCAAAAGAAAUUUACUUUUUGAAGAAACAAAAAAUGAGAACGAGAGCGUAUUUGGCCAAAAGCCGCUUAAUUGGGUUAAUCUCACAAAAAUAUGUCCAGAUUAGAUUUCACUCUAAAAUUCGAAAUAAAAAAUGAUCAUAUUACACUUCAAGACAAUGAAGCCUAUUUUUGUAUUUUUUGCAUUGUGACAUUAUUAUGGUGACGUUAUUUUUAUGACAAUUAUCCAUUUUGAGUUUAAAUUUCCAUUUUUCUCAAUGGUAAUUCUCAUAAUCUCACAUCUUACUGUUUAAAAAAAUGUAUUUGAUUAAAAAAAUAUAUAGAAUAAUUAAAACGUAGAACAACAGAUACUAAAAUGAGAUAUAUAUAUAUAUUAGAGGUAGACCGAUAUAUCGGUUUUACCGAUUAAUCAGUGGCGAUAGUUGCUUUUUGGAACUAUCGGUUAUCUGAAAAAAUCUAUGCCGAUAGUUGCCGAUAAUUUUUUUAUGCCUCCAUGUUCCUUUGAUAAUUACGUUUUUUUCAAUUGAAGCGAGGGCAUGCAAAGAAAAAUGUGACUGUCGAAACAUCCCUCCUCAGCACAUACUUCAUAUAUUUGAAUAAUAAUAAUAUAUAAUAUAGUAAUAAGUUUGGUAAUUAUUAAAAAUAGAGCAUUGUAACGGAGCCAAGUCUCCGUAAUUUAAAAAUAAGAGUCCCUGUGUUUCAGUGUGUUUCAGGCUUGUUUAGUGUUAAAUGUCCCAUGUUAUGCACCCAAUCUUCUUUUUUCUGAUUAUUAUUGGUUGAAAAAUAAACUACAUAUGGGAUUUUAUUCAUUUUGCACUCUGGCCUCUAUGUAUGUGCUGACUAAGAUUUUUUAAAAAUAUUCUAUUAAUUAAUUUUACAUACAAUCGGCCGAUUAAUCGGUUAUCGGCAUUUUCCAGCACCUUAGCUAUCGGUAUCAGCAAAAUCGGUCAACCUCUAAAAUAUAUCACUAAAAAUAAAUCAUUAUUUUUUCACAUUACGUUAAUAAGAAUGAGAUUUUUCCAUCUAUUACGUUAAUGCAAAUGUGCUUAAUUGUCAUAAAAAUAAUGUAAAAAAUAAUUAUUAUUUUCUUCAUGCAAAUUAUGAUUUUACUUUUUUUCUUUUGGUUUUAGGGUCAAAUAUUUGACCUGGGCAUAUUCUUGGCUGUUUUUGUGAGAUUCACUCCUAAUUGUUUUACUGAACUGCAUGUGCAAACUGUAUUAGCACAUGCUAUUUCUUUAGUCGUUUGUUUAUUCUGUAGAACUUGCACCACAAAUAGCAAAAAUGCUUGUGAAUCAGUUCCAAAAAUUGAGGCUUGAAGAUUGUAUUUAACUCCCAUUUAUUAGGUUUACGACUGGACUCUAUUUCCCCGCUUUUGCCAACAGUUCAUUUUUAUUUAUUCUGUUCUUUUUCUACACUCUUUUUUAUGCAUUCAAGGCAGGCAGGUCAUGCUUAGAAGUUACUGUCUAUAUGAAGAAAUUAACUGUCUAUGUAGAUUGUUGUCGAUGUUGUAUAGAUCAUUUUGUACAUAUUUUCGAAUUAAUCACUAUGUAUAUUUGAUUUAUUAACUUAAUAAUCAAGAGCCUAUCAUUUGUUUUUAUUUAUAUACAUUGUUUAGGUUUGAGAAUGUGACAGCUUGUGUCCGACCUUUGUAUUUUUGGAUGGAAAAUAUUGUCUUUUAUUUCCUGAAUGCCAAAAGAAUCGUUUCUUUUGAAAAAUAGGGUGUGUUAAUUUGUGUCUGGAUCUGAAAUACAAUGUGCAAUGUCUGUUUCAGAAAACAUGUGCAUGGCUUGUUUUUGUAAUGUCCUGGGACGUAGACUAGAUGGAUGUUUUCUAUCUAGUUUUGAUACACACUUGUCAUGAUUUUAAAACCAUUCCUACACUUUUUCUUUUUUUUUAAGUAUAUUCUAUCCUCAUAGCUAUGUUCAAACUGAAUGUCAGUGUUGAAUGAAAUUGGCAACCCUGGAUAUUAAAAACUUGGUAUCUAAUAAAACAGUAUUUAAAUCAACUGUAACCAAAUGCCUAAAGGGAAAGAAACAGUAUUAGAAGUGCAAUGUUUGCCAGAACAGUUAUAUGAAAUAUGAAGAAAACAGAAUUGAAUGUCAUAAGUGGGAUAAAAUGAAAGCAAAAUAAUUUUAGGAGGCCAUUUUUAUUCAAAGCAAUGUACAAUACAGAAGGACUGUAAUCUUCUGCUGCAAUCUUUGUUACUACUGCCAUGUUUUCCUGUUCUUUGUUGAAUUUGUUGAAUUCUUUGUUUUUCUUUUGUUAUUCUAAAAAAAAAAAAAAAACUCCUCUAAAGCAGAACUUUCCUGAUGUUUUGUCAAAUCAUUCUCAAUUUCAUGCAGUUGUUUACAUUUGGAUCCCUUAAAUAAAAUUUCACUUAAUGUUUUGAACUUAAGAA